Molecule: messenger RNA, 2055 nt
Organism: Trichoderma atroviride IMI 206040
Lineage: Eukaryota; Fungi; Ascomycota; Sordariomycetes; Hypocreales; Hypocreaceae
Biological process (GO): UDP-N-acetylglucosamine biosynthetic process; carbohydrate metabolic process
Molecular function (GO): phosphoacetylglucosamine mutase activity; magnesium ion binding
Source: RefSeq, a predicted model, not a curated record
AUGGAUGACAGCAAGUUUCUCGAGGCCUCGGCCAAACACCCCAUCGUCGACAACCACGUCUACAAAUAUGGCACUGCGGGCUUCCGCAUGAAGGCCGACCUGCUGCCCGGCGUCUCGUUCCGCGUCGGCCUCAUUGCCGGGCUGCGCAGCCGCAAGCUCAACGGCCAGGCAAUUGGCGUCAUGAUCACCGCCAGCCACAACCCGGCCGCCGACAAUGGCGUCAAGAUUGUCGACCCCAUGGGCGAGAUGCUGGAGCAGGACUGGGAGUCGCACGCCACGCUGCUGGUCAAUGCGCCCACGCACGAGGAGCUGCUCGAGACGUACAAGAACCUGGCCUCGCAGCUCAAGAUCGACCUGGCCUCGCCCGGCCGCGUCGUCUACGGCCGUGAUACUCGCCCCUCUGGCCACAGCCUCGCCGCCGCCCUGGCCGCCGCCCUCGAGGCCACCAACACCGAGUACACCGACUUCAAGAUCCUCACCACGCCCCAGCUGCACUACCUGACCCGCUGCGUCAACACCGAGGGCACCCCCAAGGCCUACGGCGAGGUCAGCGAGGCCGGCUACUACAACAAGCUGUCGGAGGCCUUUGUCCGCGCGCUGCGGGGCAGACAGAUCCAGGGCCACCUGGUUGUCGACUGUGCCAACGGCGUGGGCGGCCCCAAGCUCUCCGAGCUCCUCAAGGUCAUUCCCAAGGACAAGACUGGCUUCAACGCAAAGGUUGCCAACGACGAUGUGCUGCGUCCCGAGGUCCUCAACCUUGAUUGUGGUGCCGACUUUGUCAAGACGAAGCAGCGAGCUCCCCCAAACGUCAAGCCUGCCGCCGACACCCGAUACUGCUCCCUCGAUGGCGACGCAGACCGUCUGAUCUACUACAUGGCCGACCCUGAGGCCGGCUUCUUUAUGCUUGACGGAGACCGCAUCUCGUCCCUCAACGCCUCCUUCAUCGGCGACCUUGUCCGCUCUGCUGGCUUGGAGGAUGAUAUCCGGAUUGGAGUCGUCCAGACCGCCUACGCCAACGGCGCAAGCACUACAUACAUUGAAAAGAACCUGCAGCUCCCUGUGGUCUUCACCCCUACUGGUGUCAAGCACCUGCACCAUGCCGCCUGCCAGUUCGACAUUGGUGUCUAUUUCGAGGCCAACGGCCAUGGCACCGUUGUCUUCUCCCAGGAGGCUCUUCGUGUUUUCCGCGAGAAGGAGCCCCAGUCACCGGCUCAGAAGGAUGCUCUUGAGACGCUGGCUGCUGUCGGCGAUCUCAUCAACCAGACCGUCGGCGAUGCCAUCUCAGACAUGCUCAUGGUGGAGGUCAUUCUUGCCCACAAGGGAUGGUCCCUUCAGGACUGGGCCACUACUUACACCGACCUGCCCAACCGCCUUGUCCGCGUCGAAGUCGCCAACAAGGACAUCUUCGAGGCCACCGACGCUGAGCGACGCCUUAGCCACCCUCCUGGUGCCCAGGACGAGAUUGACCAGUGCGUUAGGAAAUACACUACGGCUCGCUCCUUUGCUCGUGCCAGCGGCACUGAAAACGCCUGCCGUGUGUAUGCCGAGGCUGCUACUCGACACGAGGCUGAUGAGCUGGCCAACAAGGUGGCCAACAUCAUCAAGCAGUUUGGCUCAUAGUUUUCGUAUGAAAAUUGAGUAAAUACGCAAGGGAGAAAACAAGUAAAAGACAAAAAACAAUAUACCAAAAAAAAAUUAUGAGGAUCUGAGAGCAAGGAGCCGUAUCAGUUGUUUUUGAGCUACUACUAUCACGACUGGCAAACUACACAGGAGAAAAAAAGCAGUUGACGAAUUUGAAUGAUGGUUACGAGUUACUGGGACGGCAUUGCUGGAGUAGAGAAUUUGCAAGAUUUUACAAAAAUAAAAAGGGCGAUUGAUAGAAUUCGCGCAACGCUGACAUAGAUGUCCAUAUGGCCUAGGUAGUUUACCAGUUUUGGGGAGAAUGCCUACUAGUAAAUUAGGAGUGGCUGAGAAAAGUGCAAAUAUUUACAACUCUAGAAGAUGCUUGGUCUUUCGAUAGUAAAGUCUAUUCAUUAAGUUUUGUUUAUUUUUCUA